AUGAACGAAGAAUCAGUUGCAAUGUAAAUAAAAAAAUAUUUGAUUCGUAUCUCGAAUUCGAAAAUAAUAAUGUAAAAUAUCUAAAUUUAAAAUAUUAUAUCAAAAAAAUAUUUUAUUACACGAUGUUAUCAUCAAUGGUAUACUCUGAAAGAAAAUUUUUUAGUAAUAAACAAAUUAAUUAAAUAAAUAAAUAAAUAAAUAAAUAAUUAUUUAAUUAAAUUUAAUACAUAAUUAAUUAAAAUAAAUAAAUAAUUAUUUAAUUAAAUUUAAUACAUAAUUAAUUAAAUAAUUAAAUAAAUAAAUUAAUUAAUUAAUUAACAAAAAAAGGUAGUACAGAUCCAGAAAGAAUUCGGAUGUUGGUGUCCUUAACGAAGAUUAGAUAUUUUUGUACUUUGUUAUAUUUUUGUUUAUAUUUUAUAGCUGACAAAAAUUGAUAUAAAAGUGUUAACACGAGAAAUUAAAACGAGAAAUUCCUCUUGCAAAAUCAGUACUUCAAACUUCGAGAGUUUCGAGUUUCGAGAAUUUAAAUAUUAGUUUCGAACCAAUCCCCAAUAAUAAUGCAUUAUCAAUCGAUAUUACAAACAAUGAUUUUGAUUUAUUAUUGAGUGAAAAUUAGUAGAACUAUAGUAUUAUGAGAUCCGGAACUUCGUGAUUUAAUUGCACGUCGUUUACGAUAUAGUUAUAAAUAUAUACUUAGAGAAAUUAUACAAUAUGAUGAACACUUUGUUUAAAAGGCUUGAAACAUAUUGAACCGAAAUUGGAUAAGAAUCAUUUUUUCUUACGAACCCUUCAGUUCUUCUUCUACACCAAUUGUUGUUUGAUUAGUUUGAUUGAUUAGAAAAUAUUUGAAAUUAGUUCUUAUUUUCCACUAAAUGUAUUGCAUUUAUUUUAAUGCUCCAUCGGAUCGAUAUGACAUCAAGGAUCGAACCACGAAGUUGUAAGUUUUGUGUUAACCAUGAACACCUAUGGCGGAUAUUUAUUACUAAAAUUUUAAGUAGCAUUGGCGGAUAUCAUUCCUGUUAAACGCAAAUUAGAGUGAUAGCAAAGAAUUUAAUUUAAAUUUAAUUUUAAUUUAUACUAUACGUACACGUUUUAUGCGAUAAAAAUCAUUAACAGUAAAAAUCAUUAGCAGCAAUUAUCAGAGUACAAGAUAAAUAAACUAAAUAAGUUAUAAAGUAAGUAUAUUAAGUAAUUAUUAUGGAUAACGAUUUAUGUAUAUGUUAAAUAUUUUAAUAAGAGCGAUUUUUAAGAACGUUGCUAAUUGUUAAUAAAUAAAAUGUUUAUAAUAAACAUAUUCAGUUUAUUAUAUAUAAUAAGUAAGUAAUCAGUUUAUUAUAUAUAAUUUCUUCCAGGCACUGUAUGUUUUAAAUAAUUUAUGUGGAUGACUAUGAAGUUUUGAAUGUAUUCAUACUAAUGUUUUACAUUUUACAUUUAUGCUAGUAAUGUUUUAUUAAUAAAUUUCGUAAAUUUGGAAUAAAUAAAAAUCGUAAAUUUGGAAUAAAUAAAUAAAAUUUGGAAUAAAUAAAUAUUAAUAAAUUUCGUAAAUUUGGAAUAAAUAAAUAAAAUAAAUCUUUAAUUUUUAUUUUCAGGGAACGUCUCAUUAAUACGCGUGGAUUAUUUCUAUUGAUAUAUGAUUCUCGUUUAUUUCAACCAUAUCUGCAUUAUCUUUGGAAUAGAAUAAUUAAUGUAGUUUUCAUUCGUCAAUACAAUGCAUAUAAGCAUCGUUCUGGUGAAGAAGCUUCCAAAGAAAGAAUUGAUUUAGAUACAAUUUAUUUCCCUUCUCACACAAGAAAAUCUAUUGCGACAAAGUGUAUAGAUACUUGGUACAAAGGGAAAUGGCGUUAUGGUACCAAUCAUUUUACAGAAAAAAUCACCAACUUACAAAAAAAGCAUUUACAAAUUGCCGUAUUUGAGCAUAUUCCAGCAGUGACAGAAAAAUCAAGGAUAUAUUACAACAAACAACCAGAUAAUAAGAUAAAAGGUCUGGGAAUAGAAUUUGAACUAAUACAGAUUGUAUCAAAAGCAAUGAAUUUUAAACCAAAAUAUUAUAUGCCUAAUAAUAUUACUUCUGAGAAAUGGGGCAUUGAAGAAGAUAAUCAAACUCAUAUUGGACUAGUAAGUGAAGCUAUACAAGGAAAGGCUGCAUUUUAUUUGGGUGAUUUGUAUUAUACAUUACACCAUUUGAAUUAUUUUGACCUUACUAUCCCAUAUAAUAGCGAAUGUCUUACAUUUUUGACACCAGAAUCUUUAACUGAAAAUUCAUGGAAACUUCUAAUACUUCCAUUCAAACUUUAUACCUGGAUUGCUCUUGUCCUUACUUUAAUUUUAGGAAGUGCCAUAUUUUAUUUUUUAUCAUUAUCAUAUAAAAGACACAUCAGUUUUUAUAAAAAUCAAAUUAUGCUGUUUCAAGUUUCAUUACCAAGCUUGCCAAGCCCUUGGGCUGUGAGAGUAUUAAUUGGGUGGUGGUGGAUUUAUAGCAUUUUAGUUACAGUUGCUUAUCGAGCUAGCAUGACUGCAACUUUAGCAAAUCCGGUUGCCAGAUCUUAGCAGCCAAAAAAUUGGCAAAAAAUUCCAACUAAUUGAACAAGAAGAUGAAGCUAUUGAAAAAGUUGCAAAUGGUUCUUUUGGUUAUUAUGAAAAUUCCUAUUUGCUUCGACAUGCCCGUGUGAAAAGACAAAUAUUAGAGAAAGAAAGAAAAGAAAAUAAAACUACAGAAAAUAUAUCAUCAAAACAUAAUUUGCAUAUCAUGCAGGAAUGUGUUAUAAAUAUGCCAAUAGCUCUUGGCUUAGAAAAAAAUUCACCAUUGAAACCAAAAGUUGACACUUUAAUAAGGCGUAUAAUAGAAAUUGGAUUAGUUGAAAAAUGGUUAAGUGAUGUCAUGGAAUGGUCAAAAAUCAUGGAAAUACGACAAGAAGCUGAGUCAGAGAAAGCAUUGGUUAAUCUUCAUAAGUUACAAGGUGCAUUUAUUGCAAUUAUAGUUGGAUACCUAUUAGCAUUCAUGAUUUUAAUAGGUUAUUGAAAAUGACAUCAGUAGCGGAGAAUACAAAAGACAAAGGGCAAGAAGAUCCUAUUAGAUGUAUAUUUUUUUCGGAAUUUCAUCCUAUUGUAGGUCCAAUGAUUACUUGUCAGAACAUUAAAGGAUUAUAAAAUCCUAGGAUUUCCAGUAAAGAUUGACAACAAAAAAUAUGCAAGAAAUGCAUUUUAUUUUAAUUUAUGUUUUGUAUGUGAAGCAAAAGCUCGUACUGUACAUUAUGAACCGGUUGUGAAAAAGAUGUCUGAUUUUUUAAUGGCUCUUGAGGUAGAAAAUUGUUUUUUAUCUGCCUCUGAGGAUAAAACAAGAUUAGCAGAAAUGUUGCAACAGGUAAUGCAGGAUUUGAACUUGCACAAAAUGUGUACAUUAACAGAGGGGACCAUGACGUCCCAUUUGAAAGUCAUAAAGUUAGCACCUGAGCCGAAACCAGUUCUUGAUCAUCAGGUACCAAUAUUCUUGGAGGGCCGUGAAGUAUUUCAAACGGAUCAAUGGGAUUUAACUACCCAGCAAGUAUUACCAUACAUUGAUGGAUUUAAUCAUGUUGCACGAAUAGCAGCUGAAGCAGAUGUGGAGAAUAAUCUAGUUAAAAGUUGUGUGCAAAAUCUUAUUUAUUAUGGUGUUGUAACUUUGAUUCCAAUAUUUCAAUACAGUAACGUAUAUGCUGCAACUUCUAAAUUAAAAGAAUUGGCCGAAAAUAUAAAAUUACAAGAACGAUGUAUAGCAUAUGCCUCAAAAUUCCCUAGACAACCUGCAUAUCUUAGAGACAUAUAUCGAAUGUAUGCAAGUAUGACACAUGGCAACAGCAUGAGAGACUUGUGUCAACGUCUUAAUCCUCAAAAUUUGAGAAUCAACGAAAGACGUUUGGUACAAUUUGGUCUUAUUGAAGGUCUUAUUCGUCGGUACCCGAUAUAUUUACCAGGAUCACCUUACAAUGAAGAGAUAAAGAACAAUCCAGUUUAUAAGUAUUUUACAGGAACAUAUAGCCUUGACGAAAUUUGUUGCAGUACAGGUCAAUCAGCUGCACAAAUCGAAGAUAUUAUUGAACGCGAUCCGAAUGUUGUUAUGUUAUGGAAGUAAUAUUUAGAAAUAGUAUUUAAUGAACUUUGUUUUCUGUGAUCUUCAUAGAUGUAAAUGUCGUUCAUUUAUGCAGGAUAUAUUAUGAAUUGAUAGGCAACUUUAUUCUAUAUUACUGAUCAUUCGUUUCACUUUAUUGAUGUAUAUUUGAGGCACUCUAUUUCUUUUCAUUUCCUCACAUUUCCUUUCCAUUGCAUCACAUAACUUUUUCUUACGUAUAGCGGCUUCUGUGCGAAUUGCUAAACCUUCAUCAAACAUCUUUUGCCUUGCUUCGAUACGUUCUCUCUCUUUCUCGUUGACCUAAUGAAAAUGAUAGUUAUGUAAUAUAGAGUAAUUUUGUAAUAUUAUCAAAAGAAAAAUAGUAAGUUGAAAAGUGUAUAAUCUAAUUCUGAAGACAAACCUGUUUUAAUAUUUCGCUCCUAUGAAUUAUCGCUUGCCGCUGUUUCUUUUCAAGUUCUUUUUCUUCUCGACAGAAAGCUUCCUUUUGGACACGUACAAUUUUUUCGAAUUCACGCCUUUCUCGUUCUAGUUCAAUUGCCUCCAUUAUUCGUUUGUUAUUUAUUUGUUUCUUCCUUUCUUCCAUAAGCAACUUUUGAGCCUCCGCUCUUUUCAGAGCUUCUUCUUUUUCUUUUUGUCUCCAUUGUCGUUCCACUUCUUCUUGAAUUCGUGCAGCGCUCAAGUCAUCGAUUCGUUCCUACAAAGGUGGAACAUGUCAUUAUCAAAAUAUAAGUGCGAAACGUAUAAUUAUUUGUCUAUUCUUAUUUGUAAAUAAUGUAUAAUAAAAUUUAUAAUGAUACAAAAAAGAGAUGAAUUCAAAAAGGGUGGCGAGGUUAUUAUAAUUGUAAUAUAAACUGGAAAAAUAGAUAGAAAAAAAAUGAACCUGUAGAUCUCUUGCUUGCAACGUCUGUGUUGCAAUAGUUGCUUUAAGUUUUUCUUUUUCUAAUUUUUUCAAAUUUCGCUCUUCCGCCAAUUUCACUUCCCUCUCUGCCUUAUAUCGUUGAUACUCUUGUAUCCUAUAAAAUAUUGUUAAUGAUCAAAAAUUCAAUAAUUUAACAAUGUAACAAAUUCUACCUAAGGUCAAUGAUUUUAUUUUCCUGCUCUUCCAUAGCUUUAAAAUGUUUCAAUUGUUCGUUUCCUUCAGCAAGUUGUUGUCGUAUUAGUGCAUUUUCAGAUUCUUUGUUUCGCAAUUUUGCAAUUUCUUCCUGUUGCCAAUUGAUAUUGCUUAAAUUAAUUAACCGACUCUCCUCUUGCUUCCUUUCAAACUCUAAUAUCCUGUUCUCUUCGUUUUCUUUUAUCUGUUCCAUGAGACUGUUGGCAAAUGUCUGCCUCUUUACAGCUUCGUCCUGUUCCUUUUUAAUCUCUUCUUUGAUUGCCCAUCUUCUUUCGUUCUCCAUCAUGUCAUUGAGACGUUUCUCUUCUUCUUCCAAUUCGAGUUCAAUCAGCCUCUUCUCUGCUAUCUGUAAAAAAAGUUACGAGAUUUAGGUGAAAAUGUUGAAACCAAAAUUUUUAAUUCAUUUAUUUAAUUCAUUUACUUAAUUACUUACUUAAUUAUAUUAAUUUAAUUUAAUUUAAUUUAAUUUUUUAUUUUAAUAUUUAAUUUAAUUUAAUAUUUAAUUAUAUUUAAUAUUUAAUAUAAUUAUUUAAUAUAAUUUAUAAUUUUUUAUUUAAUAUAAUUAUUUAAUAUAAUUUAAUAUUUAAUUAUAUUUAAUUUAAUUUAAUUUUAUUUAAUUUUAUUUAAUUUUAUUAAUUAUUUAUUUAAUUAUUUACUUAUUUAAUUUGUUACUUGCAUUACCUGGGCAUCUCUGAUUGCUCGACAUUUAGUCUCUAAAAUGAUUCUAUUGCACUUUUGAAUUUCCUCUUCUCGUUCAAGUUUCAUGUUCUCUGCUCUUUCGAGCACAUGUUUCGCCCUUCUCCUAGCUUCCUCCUCUAUUUCGAUCAAUUGCGGACACUUUUCUCGUGGCCUUUCUUUAUCUAAUCUACGAAACUCCUCUUUCCUCUCUAUGCUCUCUUUUAUAAGUCUUUGCCUCUCUUCCUCCUCUGCUUUAAGCGCCGCUUCUCGUUCCUCCUUCGUCAUGGAGCUAUACUUUUGAAAUUCCUCGUACUCUUCUUUCGUCAAAAUUUUUGGAUGCAGCAGUCUCUUCUUCGCGAUCUUCUUCCCACUAAGUUGCAUCUUUGGUUUACUUUUACCGAUCCUUUUGAUUGGCUAAAUGAUUUAACAUACAACGGAUCACUACAGAUAGGAUUAUUAUUUGUGUAUUAAUUAAUUAACAAUGUGCUAAAAUAUUAAGAUACUGCCCUUUUUUCUUUUUACUCCAAUGCUUAAAACUUUAAAGUGAAAAUAUAAACUUACCUCUUUUUCAUUGAACGAAUAACGAUGUUGGUCAGAUUUACACUCGCCAGUCCGAACACAAGUAUUCUGUCGUUUACUCGAGCAAACAUCUUUGAGUUUAGUUUCUUUUCGAUUCAUCACCGAAGCCGGUGAUCCACGAAUUGUGUUUGCCUUUGAUGUAUUAUUUCUCACUAUUUGCACCACCAUUUCGCACUUUCUGAGGUUUUACUUUUCCUUAUUUUUUUUAGGUUUUACAGCGUUUCUUACAUUCUUUAAUCAGUUGUUCUUUUAAUUAAUUAAUCAUCUGCAAAGGCUAUAUUUCUAACCAAAUGAUUUUCUUCACGUUAAACAAAUGAUUAUUAUAACGAGGUAUCGAUCUGAACAAUUUCUAUGAUUUACUUCAAUGGCACAAGAUAUUUUUGUUACUGUCGCGAAUGCCGAUGAUACAAAAAUAGGACUAAAUUAACCCAGGAAGAACUGACAUCGAGGACUGAUGAGGUAUCAGUUUGUUCAUUAUUUACAAGCGGUAACCCGCGAUUUCGUCAUUUGUUUGGUCAAUAAUAAUCCGACAUAUUUCUUCCCAAAAUGUUCUUCAUGUCAAUAUCAAUAUCAUUUCAAUACAAUUUCAAUAUCAGAGUGUCUACAGCUAUCAAUCAAGUUUAAAUAGUUGUUACUAAAAUACUUGUUACUAAAGUAUAAUAAAAAAAAUGUAAUAAAAUGUUAGAACUUACGCAAAACUUUUAGAUAUUUAUCGGCAAUACUUCUUUAAAUACUCUACGUUUUCGUCGAAACACAUUCCGUGAACACAUAGUUAUUGAAUACAUUCGAUUUGAUUCUAUUUUACUAAUUUUAGCGAAAAAGAAGAACCGGCAGGAACAAAACGGUAG
Heterotrigona itama is the source of this 7321-nucleotide messenger RNA. Lineage: Eukaryota; Metazoa; Arthropoda; Insecta; Hymenoptera; Apidae. The record is from the annotation of a GenBank genome assembly.